This is a messenger RNA of Closterium sp. NIES-67, 1420 nucleotides long. The record is from the annotation of a GenBank genome assembly. Lineage: Eukaryota; Viridiplantae; Streptophyta; Zygnematophyceae; Desmidiales; Closteriaceae.
CCUCCCCAUGCCUCCCCCAUGCCUUCCCCAUGCCUUCCCCAUGCCUUCCCCGUGCCUCCCCCAUGCCUUCCCCAUGCCUCCCCAUGCCUUCCCCAUGCCUUCCCCGUGCCUCCCCCAUGCCUUCCCCAUGCCUCCUCCAUGCCAUUCCCCUGCGUUUCCAUGCCUAUUCCUGUCCGCACCAUGCCUCGUCCUUGCUUCAUCCUGCAUUUCCUAUCCAUUUUUCACCCCACUUAGCGCACUUCUCAUCAUGCUCAGCCCACUUAGUGCACUUCUCAUCAUGCUUAGCCCAUCCCUGUUAUGUGUGUUCUCCCUAGCACGCGCACACUUUCCCUUGUCAACAGCAGAUGACAAACUUCCUUGUUUAAUACUGUUCAACACUUCACUCCCAACAAAGACCCCCUCUCACAUGACAAACCUCCCAAACAUGACAUGUCCACAUCUCCCAUGCCAGCCAAUCAGCCCCUCACAUCCUGGUGCCUUGCAUGCUCCCUCGCACCUUCCCAGGAACGCCUUCCGAGAAGCGUCCUCGCCGUAUUCCCGGACCGCCAUCUCCACCUACCCCUUCUCCUGCUCUCUCCUCUCCUCCCUCCUCUGGGCCGCCUACGCGCUCCCUAUAGUCACACCCCACCGCAUUCUCUUCCUCCUCGCCCACCUCAUACAGUCAUUCUCCCUCUCUGCGCUCCUCAUUGCCCUCCUUGCGUCUGACUCCUCCAGUUACCGCCUGCGCCUGCUUCAGGUGCUGCAGAUCCUGCCGCCAGUGGCAGGCCUCUCCAUUGUGGCGCUCGUCCUGGGAUACUACUGCUCCACAUCUUUCCCCCUUCUAUUCGGUGUGCCUGCCUCAGCAGCAGCCGUGCUCCUGCUCGCCCCUCACCCCCUCCUGCGCCAUGGUGAGGCUCUUUGACUCGGCCACAUCAGCCCCAGCAGCACAGCUCUUCGUUAGCUUCUCUCUGCUCGCCUCUGCAUUCGCGUGGGCUGGUUUUGGCUUCGCUGCUUCCGACUUUUUCAUUGCUGUGCCGUAUGUGGUGGUGGCAGCACUUGAGGCUCUCUUUCUCGCUCUUUCUUCGAUCCUGGGCACCACCAGCAGCGCUGCGUUGCAACGGAGGGCAGCAGAGGGGUACGAGCUCGUCCCCCCCCACAGCGUCAGAGUCAGGGUUGACGGAGCAAUCGCUAGAGGACACACCUGAUGAGUUUGACGAGUGGUUACAACUGGACGCCCUUCAUGGCCGUAGACUGGCCUAGCACUACAAUGCAUGUAACCACUUGUACAGUAUAUGCAUGCAUAUACUACUCGUCCAUGCAUUGUAGUGUAUGGCCGCAUUGUACUACUCGUUCAUGGCGUAGACUGGCCUAGCACUACAAUGCAUGUAAUAUAUAUAUACUGUACAAUGUGGUUACAAUGUACGCAUGUAAGAAAGAGCCG